UAUUGUCUUGCCAAUAAGUCAACAGAUUGUAUUGUAGGAGUAUUUUGACAAUAAACAAGUUGCGUGGUCAAUCAUAUUUAGCAAACAAAGAAUUAUGUUGUCUUAGUUGACCUAAAGUUAGAUUACCCAAUAUAAUAAGCAUCAUUGAUUCAAUGCUGGUUUAGCGUCAGUUGCCAAUUCAAGUUAUACUUUAAAUGUCUGGCGUCGAUUUUCGAAGACCAGCUGGUCAGCUCGAGCUCUCAGUGCUACUUCUGGGAGCUUCAGCUGUCGGAAAGUCCUCAUUGAUUCGUUCCUUUGUUGGCGAGAACUUCCGCUUCACAAAUCCAGCUACUGUCGGUGUUGAUAUGAAGAGGAGAACAGUAGAGCUAGAAAAAAGAAACAAGAUUGUGACGCUAACUUUAUUGGACGCAGCUGGCCAAAAUACAUUCGAGUCCAUUGUUAUGUCUUACUUUAGAAGUGCCGAUUUUUAUGCUCUGAUCUUCGACGUUACGUCUAAAUCGUCCUUCGAAGAAGUAGAUAAUUGGAUGAAGAGACUUAAUGAUUUAGAGAACAUGGCGGAAAACUGUAUUUUUGUAAUAGGCAAUAAAGUUGACCUGGAAAAAGAAUGGAAAGUAUCUGAGACGGAAUUGACAAAUUUCUGCAAUGGAUUCCCAGAUCCGAAACCAAUUCCUUUCCUAGCUUCAGCAAAAACAGGCGAGCUAGUGGAAGAUGUGUUUACGGAGAUGUGUGAGAUCGUGUUGGAUCGAAUGCAGACGAAAAAGGAAAAAGACCGUCGGAGUACAAUCGACACUACCCUUGAUCCACCGAAAAAUUCGCCGAAACCGAAGAAUUCAGAUGAUUGCGGAUGUCUCAUUCUGUAGAAUACACAACAUUAUAGAGUACCAACUGCAGUUAUUUAAUUUGCGAGUUAUUUGACAAUGAUUUUCACUUUUCGUCAAUAUCGGAUAUUCAGAUAGCUCCUAUUAGAAAAGUAAAAAGCUAGCAUAUCAGUUCUUAGAUUCUUUUUGCGUAGUUCAAUUUUUAAUUAUAAAAUA
Molecule: messenger RNA, 1034 nt
Organism: Symsagittifera roscoffensis
Lineage: Eukaryota; Metazoa; Xenacoelomorpha; Acoela; Convolutidae
Product: ras-related protein Rab-4-like
Exons: 1
Coding region: 195-860 (221 amino acids)
Biological process (GO): vesicle-mediated transport
Molecular function (GO): GTP binding; GTPase activity
Source: RefSeq, a predicted model, not a curated record